Molecule: messenger RNA, 264 nt
Organism: Syzygium oleosum
Lineage: Eukaryota; Viridiplantae; Streptophyta; Magnoliopsida; Myrtales; Myrtaceae
Product: peamaclein-like
Exons: 2
Coding region: 1-264 (87 amino acids)
Source: RefSeq, a predicted model, not a curated record
AUGAAGCUUUCUCUUGCAACCCUUCUCCUUGUUUCUCUUGUUCUCAGUUCCUCUUUGCACGCCAUGGCCGACGAUCUGAAUUCGUGCGACACUAAGUGCAAUGCAAGAUGCAAGGAUGCGAAGGAGAAGGACCGAUGCCUCAAGUACUGUGGAAUCUGCUGUGGGAAGUGUCAGUGUGUGCCGUCGGGGACGUACGGGAACAAAUCGGAUUGUCCUUGUUACGAUGACAUGAAGAACUCCAAGGGCACUGCCAAAUGCCCUUGA